Messenger RNA from Camelina sativa (false flax), 1974 nucleotides. Lineage: Eukaryota; Viridiplantae; Streptophyta; Magnoliopsida; Brassicales; Brassicaceae. The record is from RefSeq and is a predicted model, not a curated record.
CAAACUUGCAGCUGGAUAGCCUAAAGAGUUUCACCGUGAGCAUAACUGGCGGUCCUUCCUCUUACUACGUCAGUCUGGUUGCACGUGUUCCAGAUGGCGGUUUGCAGCAUUUUCAAGUUCUAGUUCGUGAAAGGGGUCUUGGCUUUCUGGACUUGGGGUGCCCUAUCGCUAGACCUCUAGUGACCGAGCCUUUCCUACGUCCUCAUAGCGAUCCACCUCCACCACCUGAUGGUUUGUUUUUCAGUGAUGAAUUGCCUGAUUGGCCAUCGGAGAUUGCUUUCAAUGAUAGAAAACGGUUUCACCUGGUGAAAGAAUCUGAGUUGAGAGACAAUGACUGGGUUCGUCUCUAUUUGGAACUUGCACUUGUUUUUCACGACAGGACUCUUACAGAGCGCUAUCUCUCCCUGUUGGAGAAAAAGCUCUGGACAACAAGCAGCGUUCUAAAAGGCUUAAGCGUCGUUUAGGUGUUCUUAGACUUUGGAGAUUAUCUAAUCCUAGGUGCCACCAGGUAUACAAGACCCGUCCCACAUUAUCCGCUGCUUAACUAAGUUAUUUAAUUUGUGCUUUUGGACUUUUAAGUGUAAUUUAUAAGUGUGUGCGACUGUCACAAACAAUUAAGUUAACGUAAUAGGGGAAUGUUCUUGGUUUUACACGUUUUUGUUGUCCUUUUGUAUUUUCCCAUUCUAUGGUACUAAAAAACUGUUGUGUAGUUUAAUCUUGUUUGGACAAAAUCUACGGUCAAAUUAACUACAACGAUUUCGGUUCGGUUAGUGUCCGGUUAACAAUGGUUUGAUGAAAAAACGAACGGGGCUACCAAACAUCAAACAUGUGAUCAUUAAAGAUUUAAAAUUGAGAAGGCCCAACUAAAGCCGAUAAUGAAUCCUUCGCCUAGCAAACCUCCUAAAUCGACCAAAAGCCUCCGCCGCUAAAUUUCGUACUUGACGACGAGCAGAAAGAUGAUUCGUCGGUUGGCCUAUACACAAGACAUAAUUCCUCUGCACAGCAGUGAAUCUGAUGGUUUCGAUUUUCCCAACGGUAACACUAACACUCACUUCGAAUGUGGAGGCAAGUAUCCUAGUUAUCCUUUUCGUUCUUUGGUCAAGCUUUAUGCUAGGUUGGGGCUUCAUCGCUACAAUUUGUUAGAGCUUAGCCUACAGAGUUUCAACAUGAGGGUGACUGGCGGUCCUUCCUCUUACUACCUUAGUCUGGUUGCACGUGUUCCAGAUAGCCGUUUGCAGCAAGCCUUUCAAGUUCUUGUUCAGGAAAGGAGUUUUGGCUUUCUAGACUUGGGGUGCCCUAUCGCUAGACCUCUAGUGACCACCAAGGAGCCUCAUAGCGAUCCAACACCACCACCCGAUGUGAUCACAUCUGUCAGAGUUGCAAGACAAUGAUUGGAUUCGUCUAUACUUGGAACUUGCACUUGUUUUUCUUGAUAGGAGUCUCACAGAUGACCAUCACACCCACCAUCUCUCCCAGCUGGAGAUUGUGCAAGUGGCGAUUGAAACUACUCAAGAUGUGGGGCCGCGUAACUCCAAAAAGACUACAGUUGUCUACAUCACCUAUAAUGACUUGGCUAAGGCUCAGGCUGGUGAACCGGUACAGGGCAGAGCUAUUGUUAGAAGAAUCAUCAAUGAGACUACAGGAAACUUUCGUCUGCGGGGUGUAUAUUGGAUUAAAGACGACACUAAGAAGGAUUCUGUGCACCUCUGACAGCGUUCUAAAAGGCUUAAGCUUCGUUUAGGUGUUCAUAGACUUUGGCGACUAUCUAAUCCUAGGUGCCACCAGCUGCGUAAUGUCUAGUAUUAUAUUGAGCUCAGCUGCAUUAAGCUCUUGAUCAGCAUGCUUAACUAUUGUUAUUAAUGGUCUUCUAAGUUAUUUAAUUUGUGCGUUUGGACUUUCUAGUGGAUCUGUAAUAUUGUGCGUAUUGUACGACCAAGCUCUACACUUAUCUCUUAUUUUGUGGGAUUCUUUGCA